Molecule: messenger RNA, 1635 nt
Organism: Tarenaya hassleriana
Lineage: Eukaryota; Viridiplantae; Streptophyta; Magnoliopsida; Brassicales; Cleomaceae
Product: stearoyl-[acyl-carrier-protein] 9-desaturase 5, chloroplastic
Exons: 5
Coding region: 431-1432 (333 amino acids)
Biological process (GO): fatty acid biosynthetic process
Cellular component (GO): chloroplast stroma
Molecular function (GO): stearoyl-[ACP] desaturase activity
Source: RefSeq, a predicted model, not a curated record
GCUUGUGUUGUAUUGAAGAGUUUUAGUUGUGCAUGCUUGUCUUGUACUGCAUGUGUCCCCUUGCUUUCAUUUUCUUGAAGGGAAUCUCUUUCUUGUCGGGAUCUUCUCGUUUAAUGUUUUGGGAUAAUAUCUUGUGUCCAAGUUGGUUGUCUGUUGUUGAGGGCAUCUUAUUUAUUCAAGUCUUUGAUACAAUCAAAGCUUAUGUUUGUGGGAUCAUUUGUAAGAUUCUGUACUGCUUGAGGAUUGUUUUAGGACUUAGUUUUUUAAUCUUUGGAUCCAUCAUUUACUCCUUGCCGUUGUGGUGAAAAGAAUGUCAUUUUGUUGGUUCUAUGGCCAUUUACAGAUACCCUUCUGGCUAUUCUGAGAGAUUACGAAUGGAAAGAAACCGUAUAUCCCUCCAAGAGAGGUGCAUGUCCAAGUGAAACACUCAAUGCCACCUCAAAAGUUGGAAAUCUUUAAAUCCUUGGAAGGAUGGGCUGAGCAGAACCUGUUGACCCUUCUAAAACCCGUUGAGAAAUCGUGGCAGCCUGACGAUUUUCUCCCGGAAUCUAAAUCAGAAGGGUUCUAUGACCAAGUCAAGGAAUUGAGGGAAAGGUGCAAGGAACUUCCCGACGAUUACUUUGUAGUGCUUGUUGGGGAUAUGGUCACAGAGGAAGCUCUUCCGACCUAUCAGACGAUGUUGAACACCUUGGAUGGGGUUAGGGACGAGACUGGUGCAAGCCCUACUUCCUGGGCUAUAUGGACAAGGGCAUGGACUGCUGAAGAGAACAGGCAUGGGGAUCUUCUUAACAAGUAUCUGUAUCUGUCUGGACGAGUUGACAUGAAGCAGAUUGAAAGGACAAUCCAGUACCUGAUUGGUUCUGGAAUGGAUCCAAAAACUGAAAACAACCCAUACCUGGGUUUUAUAUAUACGUCAUUCCAAGAAAGGGCAACAUUCAUAUCCCAUGGAAACACAGCCAGACUGGCAAAGGAGCAUGGUGACUUGAAGCUUGCACAGAUAUGUGGCAUCAUUGCGGCCGAUGAGAAGCGCCAUGAGACUGCCUACACCAAGAUUGUGGAGAAACUCUUUGAGAUUGACCCUGAUGGCACGAUCAUGGGCUUGGCUGACAUGAUGAAGAAAAAGAUCUCGAUGCCUGCUCAUUUAAUGUAUGAUGGCCGUGAUGAUAACCUUUUUGAGCACUUCUCAUCCGUGGCCCAGAGGCUAGGUGUCUACACUGCCAAGGACUAUGCUGAUAUAUUGGAAUUUCUUGUGAACCGGUGGAAUCUGGAGGAUUUGUCCGGCCUUUCUGGCGAAGGGCAAAGGGCCCAGGACUUUGUCUGUGGACUGCCUGCAAGGAUCCGCAGAUUGGAAGAGAGGGCUCAAGGAAGAGCCAAAGAAGCCACAAGAAACGUGCCCUUCAGCUGGAUUUUUGACCGGGAGGUCUGCGUUUAAAACUGCCAUGGAAGGAGAGGCUAAAGUGACGUAUGUAGAUAACUUUUGUGUUAGGUUUGUCUGCUGAGACCAGAAGCAUGCGUUGUGUGUUUUAGUGAUAUGUCUGUUUACCAAAAGAAGUAGACUUCCUCCUCUCUAAGAGCUGUCUUUUAUCUUACAAUUUUUAAAAAAUAAUAGUAAUAUGCCCUCUGGGUUUUGCAUUU